CUGUUUCUUGAUGAGGCGGGAGCAUUAACUUCGCUUUCCCAAGAGUCUGAAUUCGCUUUGUUGCUUACCUUGUACUCAUUCACCUAUGAAGCUCAUGAAGAAAUCAAGUUGACCAAUGUCUUGUCUAAAGCCAGGACUCGGCUAUUUGCCGAUGUUUUGGUCUCUCUUCGCAGGAAUUGCACUGGCCAUUUGCUACACAAUCGCCACUUCUAGAGGCCAUAUUUAUCCUUACGUUCCUGCCAUAAGUGACACAGGUCUGAAGAUCCCAGAGAAUGCUUUAUUCUCUGAAAGCUUCAACUUCAUUGCUUACUCAGUCUUGGUGCUAAUGGUGAUUCGCUAUUUCCAAGUUCGGGAGAUUCUAGCGACAGGAACAGUCGAAGAACUCAAAGGAAAUACACUUCAGAAACUAAAUCAAGGUUCUAUAGUCCUAGGAUCUUUGAGCGCAUUCGGCGCUACUCUGGUGGGGAAUUUUAAAUCAGAAAGGGAACAUCAUGCUAUGAUGGUAGUUCAUGAUAUUGGAAGUAUAUGCUUGUUUUCUGGAGGUACGUUUUAUUUCUGGGCCCAGACGAUCAUCACUUAUAACUUCGCCAAGGCUGGUUACAAUACCAUGUGUAUGUUUGGCGUACGUUUAUUCUUGACUAUCCUUACCUCCAUCUGUGGCUUGACGUUCUUCCUGGCCGAGAUCCCUGCCUACAAGGCGUUCAUCAGAAGCGGUACCAAAAACAGCAUCCAGCAAUGGAAACCCGAGAAUGCUGGCUACGCUCUCCAUGUUCUCAGUAAUGUUUGUGAAUGGGUUGGUACGUCUUGCUUCGCCAUCUUGGUGUCCACGUUCUUCAAAGAAUUUCAGAAAAUUUCUCUUAGUGUUCAUUGUAGUUUAGAUGGAUAUAGUAGUCUAUCUGUAGAGAAAUAUUCAACAUUUGGGCGCAUCAAUAGUGAAACUGGGGACGACAGUGAUCAGUAGUGUUCAAGAAAACACGGUCUUGUUUGGUAGAAGGUAGCAAGAAAGACUCAACCAAAAACACUGAAUAAUCAGAUUUGAUAUCACUAAAAAUAAUCACUUUCUAUUUAGGUCAUGUCAUAGAUCCUUGUGGUUCUUUUGGUAUGACUCCUGUUAAUUACGUCAUAUUCCUACAUGCUUACAAAGAAAACACUAUAAUAUAUUUAAUACGUUUAUUUCAUCUCUUGGUAAAAGUCUCUCAAUCUACCUUCUUCCAAUUGAGGACACAUUUAGUUUUAAUUUUCACUUAUUCCCAGGGUUUCAAUGACAUGUUUUCGUGUUAGUCAUUUUUGUUCAAUAUGACAAUGGCGUCGAGAGAGAGAUAUUUCUUUGGUCUAAUACUCUCAUAUCAUGUCGGAAUAAUCAAUAGAUAUUAAUACUAUAAAUAUUAUCCUAAUACAAGUUAUUGGGUCUCGAAGCAUUCUAUAGGAUAAUAGUAUUCUAAACGUUAUUUUUAUGGUAUUUAAUAAAAGGGAUUAAAGCGAGUGGAAUAUCGUAAGGGGAUUACCGUACUUGUUAACUGUCGUUUAUUGUCAUUUGAAGGGUAGCAAUUCCUUCGUCUUUGUACAGAUCUGAAUGUCAUAUUUAUUUUUGCCUAUUUUUACUGGUUGUAUGAAUAAAUAUGAAUAAAGGUGAAGGCUGAA
Actinia tenebrosa (Australian red waratah sea anemone) is the source of this 1641-nucleotide messenger RNA. RefSeq names its product DNA damage-regulated autophagy modulator protein 2. The record is from RefSeq and is a predicted model, not a curated record. NCBI's taxonomy places the organism in Eukaryota, Metazoa, Cnidaria, Anthozoa, Actiniaria, Actiniidae.